AUGGCGUCGAAAGAAGGAAACUACUUCUGCAGUAAAAGCGCCACGACUUCUUCUUCUUUCAGAAUCAGCGCUACUCACGACGUUUCGGACGAUUCCACGAAGUGCAUCGACGUCGUAGACCAAUCGGCGACGAUAUUUCGAAAAAACCAUUCGAAAUACCGCAAAAUAGAAGAAGUGGACUUAUUUAACAAAUGUUGCCCGCCGAAUUAUUUCUACAACACCGAGAAACGUUCCUGCGCCAAUUCCUCGAACAGAACCAACAUUUUCGGGCAAAACAUCGUCAAAAUCGGUUUACCCCAAUGCGAAAUAAUAUCAGAUCUAACAGUCGAUCUGAAAACCGACGUUGUUUGGGACGAUUUCAACGUUGUAAUUUUAAAAACCGGCGAAAUGUUUACGAAAAAUCAGUUUUGCUUGGACGAAACUACGAUCGGCCGAGGCGUAGUCAGGAUUUGCAGGAACUCGAGGUUUUGUAAGACGGUUAAAUGCGUGAGAAAAUGUUGUCCCGACGGUAAAAGUUUCGUUAACGGGUCUCAUUGCGAAGAUACUUUCGUUAACGGUAUACAGUUCGAUAAAUUCGAAACGUUUCUAGGAAAAACUGAAGAUGAUAUAGCGAUUAUACACGGCUACCCGGUAGGAAAAGUAUACAGGGAGUUGGAUAUAUCGCCAUUUUAUUUGGACGAAAAAGGGAAUUUUCACGAUACGAAAACGGAUUCUAUAUUUCCUUUGAAGGAACAACCUUAUUGUCUGGAACACGCCACGAAAAACGGAAUAAAUUUCGGUUCGGUUUAUUUUGGAUUUUUUAUAAGCGAUAAUCCGCCGUUGGCUACGAAAUUUCUGUGGAAUCGAGCCGCCAUGAUUGUAUCUGGAGUGUUUUUGUUGUUGACCAUAUUUUUUUAUGUUGUUUCGAAUGAAACGAGAAAAGUUUUUGGUAAAACCUUAGUUUGUUUUUGUUGUUCUUUGUUAUUUCUUUAUACAGCCCUCGUAUAUCAUACCUUCAAGACGAAUCUUCAUUACAAACCGACAAAAACGCUUUGCAAAUUCAUAGGUUUUGCUAUAAUUUACCUCGGAUAUUGUAGCUUCGUUUGGUUACAAGUCAUAUGUUAUGAUAUUUACUGUACGUUUGGGUCCUCGAAUAGACAAUUGAUAAAAAUAGAAAAACAAAAAAGGAAUUUCGUGAAAUUUUUAUAUUACAAUAUAUACGGAUGGGGAGUGCCUUUUUUAUAUACAUCUUUUUUAGUAUUUGUCUAUGAAACUGAUUCCUUACCGGAACCGAUAAAAAUAGACAUGGCCGUCACUAAAUGCGCCAUAGAAAAAGGAAACUACGCAGAAAUUGUUUUCAGAGCCAUUCCAUUGACAAUAAUUCAAAUAUUAAAUUUGGUUUUUUUCACAAAAACCGUUAUGUACGUUUUGGCGGUCAAAAGAGAAAUCAAAAAAAUGGUAGAAACCCCUUCGACGUUAAAAAAGAAGAAGAAAUUCUUCAAGAAGAAAGCAAAGUUUCGUCUAGUGGUUAAACUGUCAUUUUCAAUGGGGGUUUUAUAUUUAUUUGAGGUUAUAUCAUCUUUUUUUGAUUUCAAUGAUUACGAAGCCACUGCUAUUCUAGAAAUAAUAUGGGAUUUUAUAGAUUGCUUACAAGGUUUGUUUAUAUUUAUUAUUUUCGUUUGUAAGAAAAGAAACUACAUCAGGUUAAAGAAAUCCAGCGCCGUGGAAAGAAUAAGAAAAAUAUCCUCGACAACAUCAAGAAAAACCAGCAUAAUUAACAACAUAGCGAAUAUUAACAAUCCAUAGCAUACUUAUUCAAUAAAAGUUUUUUCAACUG
Diorhabda carinulata is the source of this 1816-nucleotide messenger RNA. Its product is annotated as G-protein coupled receptor Mth2-like. The transcript has 7 exons. Gene Ontology annotation, cellular component: membrane. The coding region runs from base 1 to 1785 and encodes 594 amino acids. Lineage: Eukaryota; Metazoa; Arthropoda; Insecta; Coleoptera; Chrysomelidae. The record is from RefSeq and is a predicted model, not a curated record. Gene Ontology annotation, biological process: G protein-coupled receptor signaling pathway; cell surface receptor signaling pathway. Gene Ontology annotation, molecular function: G protein-coupled receptor activity.